AUGGGAUUUUCAGAAAAUCCCAAAUUCUCCUUGCUUAUAAAUAAGCUUAUCAAGAAAUCUAAAGUUAUAGGCGUUUUCCUAUCAAUUAUUGGUGUGAUUUUUUUUUUGGUGUUUAAUAAGUUUAAUAAGAAUGCUGAAUUAGACGCUAGGACAUUUACCCAAUUUGUUGGUAAUUCAGUAUUGAACAAAAAGAAUGAGAAGUUUUAUAAUGAUACAAAUUCGUAUUUUUUGAACUAUAAAUAUGAAGGGAAAGAAGAUAUAAUAAAGUUGAUAUAUGAUUAUAUUACGAAAAAUAUAUUAGUAAAUGUACAAAAUGAGAUGGUUAAAAUAAAAUUAACGGAUAGAAUUGAACAGAAUAUAUUGAUAAGUAAUGUAGGAUGUAAAUAUUGUAAUAAUAUGGAAAGUUUAGUUGUGGUAAUAAAUUUUGAUUUUAAAGAAAGGAAAUAUUUUCAUAGCGUAAUUAUCGGUUUAACGUUAAUGGAACAUUUUUCUAAAUGUAACUAUAUGAGUAAGGAUGUGACUUUUUUAUUUACAAAUAAAGAAUUAUUAUAUUCUUUAGGUGUUCAAGAAUUUAUACAAAAAUAUUUUUAUAAUAAUACUAAUAUAAUUGGAAAAAAAAUUAUUAGAUCUUCUACUAUUAUUGAAUUUGAUUCUAUUUAUCCUUCUUAUAUUAAAAUUAAUUAUGAAGGAUUAAAUGGUAUGUUGCCUAAUCAAGACUUAAUAUUAUUAUUAACAAAUGAACUUCAUUUUUAUUCUAUUCCUAUUAAAAUGGAGCUUACUCAUGGUUCCAUAUUUGAUAUGGCCCUAGAAAAGAAUUACGAAAAUGGUCACAUAUACUUUCUGAGAGAGAACAUUCCGGCAUUUACUGCAACGGGGGGUAGUAAAGUACCCAUACGAAAUAAAAUGCUUAAUUUGUUCAACUUGACGAAAGCAUUACAAAGUUAUUUAAGAAGUCAGAGUAAUACACAUGAAGGUUUUUGUCAUUCUUCAAAUUUUUAUUUUUUUAAUACAUUCAAAAGGCAUAUACCAAUAAGUAUAUAUUGUUAUAGUGUUUAUUUAAUAUGCGCAUAUAGCAUAAUGAAAUUAUUUAAAUCAACGAUAUUUAGAAGUUAUAUAAAUUUUUUAACAGGUUUCUACACUUAUUUGAUUACAAUAUUAAUUAUUUCCCUACCUAUAUAUUUAAUUUCAACAAAUAAAAAAUUUUAUGAGUUGUUGAAUUUUCAAAAAAAUUAUAUUCCUUCAUGUUAUGAAUGGCAUCCUGAUAAUUUUGAUAAAUAUAUAAAAAUUGCAAAUAUAUGGUGGAAUGUAUUAUUUUUCUCAAUUCUUGGUGCAUUUUUUUUUAAUUUAUUUAUUUCUUUUUUAGUUAAUAAAAAAAGAAAAGUUAUACAAGAAAAAAAUGAUGAAAAUGAAUCAUUUGAUGGCUAUAAAAAGGUAGAGAAGGUAGAACGAAUUUUAAUAUUAGAAAAAAUCAAAGAAUUACAAAAUGAAAUAAUGAAACGAAAAGGUAUUACAAAUAAUCAUAAUAAUAAUAAUAAUAAUAAUAUUAAAAAUUAUAAUAUUUAUACAAAUGAAAAUAUAUACAAUAAUAAUAUAAAUAAUAAUAAUAAUAUUUAUGAAAAUUUAUAUGAUAAUGGAGAAAUUAAAAAAAAUAUUCUGGUUAAACCAAAAAUUAUAAAUAGUGAUGAUGAAGAUUUUCUUCUUGAAAAAAAAAAUUCUGAAUUCAUUAAAAAAAUAGAAAAACAAAUAGAAACAUUAGAAGAAAAAUUGGAAUUUUUAAGUAAUGAUGAAAAUGUAAAAUAUAUUUUUUAUAAUAAUUCUAUAGCACCAUUUAAUACAAUGAUGAUAUAUAUGAAUAUUUUUUAUUUCAUAUUAGUAGCGCUAUUAAGUUCGUUAUAUAAUUGGUCCUAUUCUGUAUUAUUUAGCCUGCUAUUUGUAAUUCCUAUAUCAAUUUUACAUAAUUUAAAAACAAAAUCAGUCAGAAUUUUUCGGAAGAUUAUUCUUUCACUUUUUAUCCUUUGUAUGUUAAUUUAUAUGUAUCCUAAUGAUAAUCAUAUUUGGAAUAUAAGACAGAAACUAACUAAUUUAUUUAGGAAUAAUAUAUCAAAAUGUUGUAAAUAUUUAGACAAGCACAAAAUAUUACAAAGCAAAUAUUUCCCAGAAAGUUUGCAAUUUAUUUGUUCGAAUAGGUUAUUUGAUUCAUUUUACUUAAAUAAAUAUUUUUUGGAUAAUCUAAAUAUUAAAUUUAGUUAUGUCUUGGAUAUUCAAAAUGGAUUCUUAUUAACUUUAUACAAUUUAGCAAGAAAUCAUUUUUGUAUUGGUACAGCUACCUAUCCUCUAAUAUGCUUUACCUUAUUCCCAAUAGUAUUUUAUAUAGUUUUUUUAUUUUUUUGUUAA
Plasmodium reichenowi is the source of this 2394-nucleotide messenger RNA. RefSeq names its product glycosylphosphatidylinositol anchor attachment 1 protein, putative. The record is from RefSeq and is a predicted model, not a curated record. Gene Ontology annotation, biological process: attachment of GPI anchor to protein. The transcript has 5 exons. NCBI's taxonomy places the organism in Eukaryota, Apicomplexa, Aconoidasida, Haemosporida, Plasmodiidae. The coding region runs from base 1 to 2394 and encodes 797 amino acids. Gene Ontology annotation, cellular component: membrane; GPI-anchor transamidase complex.